UUGUGUUUGUAUUUAUUCUAUUUAAUUUGUUUGCAUCGAGCAAUAUAAAGAAGAUUAAAAAUAGCACGAAGUUCCUCACACCGUGUGUACGAAGUGAAAAAGCGAUUGUUUCUAAAUCCUUUAUUAAUUAGUGCGUUGCACUAGCGUUCUUACUCCGGCUAGUUAAAUAAUCUUUCAAAAUUAAUUUCCUAAAGUACAACGGCAGUAUGUCUGCUAUUGGAAAGCCUGUGCUUUAUUCAUAUUGGCGCAGUUCUUGUUCUUGGAGAGUUCGAAUAGCAUUGAAUUUAAAAGAGAUUCCAUAUGAUAUAAAACCUGUGAGUCUUAUUAAAGCUGGGGGUGAGCAGCAUUGCAAUGAAUAUCGAGAUGUUAAUCCCAUGGAGCAAGUUCCAGCAUUACAUAUAGAUGGCCAUACAUUGGUUGAAUCUUUAAGCAUUAUGCAUUACUUAGAAGAAACUAGACCACAAAGACCACUCAUGCCUCAAGAUGUUCACAAAAGAGCCAAAUGCAGAGAAAUUUGUGAGGUAAUUUCAUCAGGAAUUCAGCCUCUACAAAACUUAAUUGUAUUGAUCUAUGUUGGUGAAGAAAAGAAAAAGGAAUGGGCACAGCAUUGGAUUACUAGAGGUUUCCGAGCUGUGGAAAAACUUUUGUCUACAUCUGCUGGAAAAUAUUGCGUUGGAGAUGAAAUUACAUUAGCUGACUGCUGCUUGAUACCACAAGUCUUUAAUGCACGCAGAUUUCAUGUUGAUUUGCGUCCUUUUCCAAUAAUAUUGCGGAUUGACCGUGAAUUAGAGACACAUCCAGCUUUUCGAGCAGCGCAUCCUUCUAGCCAACCAGAUUGCCCUCCAGAGGCAACAAAAUAAUUGCAUUGAUGCCAAUCAUAUAAAAUAGGAAUGAAGGCCAAUCAAGUAAAAAAAAAAUUUACAUUUAUCUUUAUUUUUAUACAUAUGCUCUCAUGCAUUAUGUAUGCAUAUAUAUGCAUUAUUAGAGUUGGGGUCAUUAUAUCCAUAGCCCUAUCAUAUCAGUUAGAAUAUGACUCCACUUUACAGAGCGAUCGCGAUGCGUAGCUCUUUUAGAAACGAAAUAUCUAAGCAUUAUAGUGGUUAAAAGAUGUAAAGCUUGGUACUUAUUAUUAAAAGCUCUAUAAAAUAUCUGAUAAUUUGAUAUGCAUAUAUCCACUCAUGGUUUUUCGCCCAUGAAAUAGCAUUUUUUUUUUAACUUUCUUCUCUGCAUCUUCGAAACCACUGGAUCUGCCAAUUUAAUAAUUCAACCAAUUGUUCAUUCAGUCAUUAUAAGUGCAAUGUUUUAUGAAUCCUUCAAAUGGGGUGGGAUUCAGAAACCUUUGAAAAGUAAAGAUAUCCAAAAGAUAUACUAUAACUUAUCCUAUAGGAAGUUAAAUAAUACUAUCUGAUGCAAUAUUGAAAUAUCAAAAAAAUAAACCAAGAUCAAAGGAAAUACUUAUAUUAAAUAAUGAAAUGUUUAAUAUUACUUUUUUUAAUAUCAUUUAUUUGUAACAAUC
Molecule: messenger RNA, 1516 nt
Organism: Ctenocephalides felis (cat flea)
Lineage: Eukaryota; Metazoa; Arthropoda; Insecta; Siphonaptera; Pulicidae
Product: probable maleylacetoacetate isomerase 2
Exons: 5
Coding region: 207-860 (217 amino acids)
Biological process (GO): L-phenylalanine catabolic process; glutathione metabolic process
Cellular component (GO): mitochondrion; cytoplasm
Molecular function (GO): maleylacetoacetate isomerase activity; glutathione transferase activity
Source: RefSeq, a predicted model, not a curated record